Molecule: messenger RNA, 2987 nt
Organism: Drosophila grimshawi
Lineage: Eukaryota; Metazoa; Arthropoda; Insecta; Diptera; Drosophilidae
Gene: FIG4
Product: polyphosphoinositide phosphatase
Exons: 4
Coding region: 41-2608 (855 amino acids)
Biological process (GO): phosphatidylinositol dephosphorylation
Cellular component (GO): intracellular membrane-bounded organelle
Molecular function (GO): phosphatidylinositol-3,5-bisphosphate 5-phosphatase activity
Source: RefSeq, a predicted model, not a curated record
ACAUUUCGAUAGUUUUGUGUAGACAAAAGAUUUCGCGGAGAUGAAUAAUGAUAAUCCUAAUAUAAUAUUUAAUCCACUUAUUAGUUCAAUACAAAAAGUGGUGCUCUAUGAAACACGUUCGCGCUUGUAUUUGGUGGGCAGCAACAAUCGCGAGACGCGAUUUCGGCUGCUGACCAUCGAUCGGCUGGCGUUGAAUCGCUUGAGCAUUGAAGAGAAUGCGAAUGAGUUCAACAGCUUGGAGAUUCGCAGGUUUGUGUCAUCGCUGACGGGUUCACCAAAAGUGACUUCGGCCUAUGGAGUCCUGGGCUUUGUGCGCUUCCUCGAGGGUUAUUACCUGGUGUUGGUUACCAAGCGUAAGUGUUGUGCCCACAUUGGUAUGCAUUUGGUGUACACCAUCAAGGAUACGGUGAUGGUGCGCGUCAACGAAGUGACAUCACAGCGACAGCCACAUCCGCACGAGGAGCGCUACAAGAAGAUGUUCCAAAACAUUGAUCUACGCAUAAAUUUUUACUUCUCUUACUCGUACGACUUGACCCGCACCCUGCAGUACAAUGAAUCAGCUCCGCGUUAUGUGGGCGCCAAGGUGAAUCUCGAGCGUGACGAACCGCUGCCCGACUGGAACAAGCUGACCAAUAAUGUGGCACAGGAGCACGAACGUGUUGACUAUGCCUUUCGCAGUGAUUCACGCAAGCGUUUCGUGUGGAACGCUUAUCUGCUGCAGCCGAUGGAGGGCAUCAUGCUCAAGGACUGGCUGCUGGAGGUCACGCAUGGAUAUGUGAAGCAAUCCUGCUUCAGCAUCUUUGGCAGGCAUGUCAAUGUGUGUCUCAUCGCGCGCCGCAGCACACGCUUUGCUGGCACCCGUUUCCUCAAGCGCGGGGCCAACUUUCAGGGCGAUGUGGCUAACGAAGUGGAAACGGAGCAGAUUGUCAGUGAUGGUCAGCGGUUGUGUGCUUUUACGCAGAUGCGCGGUUCGAUCCCAUCGCACUGGUCGCAGGAUAUAAGCAAGAUGGUGCCAAAACCGCCCAUUCAACUGGACAUCUGUGAUCCUUAUGCCCAAACACCGUCACGUCAUUUUGAGCGAUUGCUCUUCCAUUAUGGCGCUCCACUGAUUAUGCUCAAUUUGGUGAAGAAGCGCGAGCGGCGUAAGCAUGAGUCCAUUAUUUCCAAGGAGCUGGAGAACAGCAUUAGGUAUCUCAAUCAGUUUCUGCCGCCCCAGCAUCGCAUGAAACACAUCCACUUCGAUAUGGCGCGUCAGACCCGCAUCAGUCAUGGCAAUGUCAUGGAGCAGCUGGCCGUGCACGCGGCGAGUAUAAUACAGUUGACGGGCAUGUUCUACAAGGCGCAUCGGGGCAGUGAGCUCAGCUUCCAGACGGGCAUUGUGCGCACCAACUGCGUUGACUGCUUGGAUCGCACCAAUUCGGCACAGUUUGCCAUUGGCAAAUGCGCUCUGGGUCAUCAGCUGGAGCGUCUCGGCUUUGUGAAGUCGGCCAAACUGGAAUUUGACUCGGAUUGCGUGACCAUGCUGGAACAUUUAUACGAGGAGCAUGGCGACACUUUGGCUCUGCAAUACGGUGGUUCUCAGCUGGUACAUCGCAUUAAGACUUAUCGCAACCCCGCCGCCUUGGCGUCGCAAGGCAACGAUCUGAUGCAGACUCUGAGCCGCUAUUACAGCAAUACUUUCAGCGACACCGAGAAGCAGCAAAGCAUAAAUCUAUUCCUUGGACUCUAUAAGCCCAGCUUUACGAAAUUGAAUCAGCCCAUUUGGGAGCUUCAGACGGACUACGAUAUGCACAAUGCCUUUGUGCCAAGCACCUCGAGCGCAUCCAUUACAGAUUGGGUACGUCACAAGGUGCGUGAAUGCUUGCCCUAUCCAUGCGCUGAUAGCAAUAAGCUGGUCAAGGAGCUGUUUCGUGUGCACAGCAAUGGUCUCGAGAUGAUUGAUGCCUACUCCAAUUACCAUCAGUCAUUUAAGUGGACGGACUUCAGCGAACAAAUUCAAUUUGAGAUCAGUCAACGUGCCGCGCGAUAUAUGCCCACAUUCCGAAGUCCCUUCCAGCAUCAGGUACAACCGUCGCGUAAGGGUCCACAGAAUCCAUCGAUGACUGGCCAAAGCUCUGGAUUACUUAACAGCAACUCCUCCAGCUCAAACGAGGGUGAGGGUAGCUCCAGCGAUGAGGAGCUUAGCGCCAGUUUACCAGAGAAGGAAUCGAAGCAAACAGAAUCGGUGGAGCCAGCUCCUUUCACGCUGGCAUCCGUGUUACCUUCGAUGGAAAAGGUGUAUGGCUGCACCAUCAGUCCGCCAUCCACACAGAGCAUGGCCAUCUACAAAAAAUACGUUCAAAUGGAUAAACUAUCCAGCGGUGGGGCUCAGCCGACCCAAACGGCUGUGGCCCAACGUGAACAAGAGCUGGCCAAGAUGAUGCGCGGCAUUACACUGCGUCCGCUCAGUGAUUACGGCACAGACUCCUAUCUGAGUGUGUUGCCUCCAACAGUGCCGGAAAAGAGUCAACUCAUUUAUGCAGAAUACUGUAAAACGCAUGCUAAUUUUAAUGCUGUGCCCAAAUUUGACGAGUUUAACUUGCUAUACAGCUACGUACAGAGACUUUGAAAGCCACACCCUAGCCCUAACUCCACGUACAAUAGGCUAAUUAUUGCAGUUGAAUGCCGCACCAUGUUUUAAGGAAUUCUAUUGUUUUAUUCAUUAAUGCAGUAAAGGCGAACUCAACGCAUUUAGAUGCCUAAAAGCUUAUUUACUGUUUACAUGCGACCAGUUGAUUUGGGAUACGUUUAAAAAUAAAUAUCGAUAAAAUCAACGGCAUUACCAAGGGCCUAAAGCAAUUGAUAAGUAUUACCCUUGCCUAAGCGUAGAUAUGUAUAAUCGCCUUAAUACAAUAAUAAUAUAUUACUAUGUAAUUUAGUAAAGUGUACAACAUGGUAUUAAUAUCAUUAUCACUGUGAACAUACAAAUAUUAUUCAAUAUCAUUUAA